This is a messenger RNA of Jatropha curcas, 932 nucleotides long. RefSeq names its product protein P21. The record is from RefSeq and is a predicted model, not a curated record. Lineage: Eukaryota; Viridiplantae; Streptophyta; Magnoliopsida; Malpighiales; Euphorbiaceae.
ACAAACAUGCAUAACUACUAACGUAGCAAAUUAAACUUAUCAAAAUGAACUUCUUUAAAGAAACUCCCACGAUUCUCUUUAUUUUAAUUGCUCUCAAUUUCAUUUCAGCUCAUGCAGCCAAUUUUGCUAUCACAAACAACUGCCCUUACACCGUCUGGGCAGCCGCUGUGCCUGGCGGUGGCCGACAACUUGACUCUCAACAAACCUGGUCCCUCGAUGUCAAUCCUGGUACACAAGGAGCUCGCAUAUGGGCUCGAACCAACUGCGGUUUUGACGGAGCCGGCAGAGGCCAAUGCCAAACCGGUGAUUGCGGCGGUCUACUUGAAUGCCAAGCCUACGGUCAACCGCCAAAUACAUUAGCCGAAUAUGCUCUAAACCAAUUCAAUGAUAUGGAUUUCUUCGACAUAUCUCUUGUUGAUGGAUUUAACGUCCCGAUGGACUUUAGUCCAACAUCUGGUGGUUGUAGCCGAGGGAUUAGAUGUAGUGCUGAUAUAAAUGGACAGUGUCCUGAUGUGUUAAGGGCACCUGGAGGGUGCAAUAACCCUUGUACUGUGUUUAAAACCGACGAGUAUUGUUGCAACAGUGGGAGCUGUGGACCUACAGAUUAUUCAAGGUUUUUCAAGGAUAGAUGUGGAGAUGCUUAUAGUUAUCCCAAAGAUGAUCAGACAAGCACCUUUACUUGUCCUGGAGGUACUAAUUAUAAGGUUGUCUUCUGCCCUUGAACACUAUAAUUAAGGAGCUGCAUGUUAACAAAGUCAUCUUCUGCCCUUCAGGUGUUAAGGAUGUCAAAAAUAUAUAAUAUAUGGUGUAAUAAGUGCAUCACUUGGAUGCGAGCGUUAUAAAGGGAGAAUUAUUUUCUUUCUGUUUUAUUUACAGUGUUUUAAACGUUUUAUCUUUUGAAUGUAUUGGGUGAUAUUAAUAUAUGAAAUAUU